GGCAGCGCAAGAUGGCGGUGGAGCCGCAGCGAGAGGCCGUGUGGCCCGAGGGCGCGGGGGCCGACGCGGGCUUCGUGCGCGCCGUGCUCUCGCUGCCCGAGAAGCCCGAAACCACCGUGCGCUUCUUCGAGCGCGGAGACUACUACACGGUGCACGGCGCCGACGCGCGGCUGGCGGCCCGCGAGCUCUUCCGCACCCGCGCCGUCAUCCGGCAGCUGGCGGGGGCACCGGGAACUCAGAAACUCGAGAGUGUUGUGCUUAGUAAAAUGAACUUUGAAUCUUUUGUGAGAGAUCUGCUUCUGGUCCGUCAUUACAGAGUUGAAGUUUACAAGAACAAAGCGGGGAGCAAAUCUGUCAAAGAAAAUGACUGGUAUUUAGCUUACAAGGGUUCUCCAGGAAAUCUUGCCCAGUUUGAGGAAGUUCUCUUUGCCAACAAUGACAUGUCCACGGCCGUUGGGGUUGUGGGGGUUAAGCUGUCUACUGCUGAUGGACAAAGAGUAGUAGGAGCCGGCUUUGUUGACACCACGCUGAGAAAAUUGAGUGUUUGUGAGUUUCCAGAUAACGAUCAGUUCUCAAACCUUGAAGCUCUCCUGGUUCAACUGGGACCGAAGGAGUGUGUCCUACCAGGAGGAGACACUGCAGGAGAGAUGGGAAAACUGCGACAAGUCGUUCAGAGGGGAGGAAUCCUGAUUACAGACAGGAAGAGGGCAGAUUUCACAACAAAGGAUAUUGUUCAGGAUCUCAAUCGCUUGUUAAAAUCAAAAAAAGAAGAACAAAAGAAUAGUGCAGCACUGCCAGAGAUGGAAAAGCAGGUUGCUGUUUCGUCCUUGUCAGCCGUUAUCAAGUUUUUAGAGUUGCUGUCAGACGAGUCUAAUUUUGGACAAUUUGAACUGACUACUUUUGAUCUCAGUCAGUAUAUGGUUCUAGAUAAUUCAGCUGUUCAAGCCCUCAACCUUUUUCAGAGUUCUGUGGAAAAUGGGAAUACUGCACAAUCUCUAGUUGGUUUACUCAAUAAAUGCAGAACCCCUCAAGGACAAAGACUAGUUAAUCAGUGGAUCAAACAACCGCUUAUGGACAAGAACAGAAUUGAAGAAAGGUAA
Molecule: messenger RNA, 1100 nt
Organism: Lepidothrix coronata (blue-crowned manakin)
Lineage: Eukaryota; Metazoa; Chordata; Aves; Passeriformes; Pipridae
Product: DNA mismatch repair protein Msh2-like
Exons: 6
Coding region: 12-1100 (362 amino acids)
Biological process (GO): mitotic recombination; mismatch repair; somatic recombination of immunoglobulin genes involved in immune response
Cellular component (GO): MutSalpha complex; nucleus
Molecular function (GO): ATP-dependent DNA damage sensor activity; ATP binding; mismatched DNA binding
Source: RefSeq, a predicted model, not a curated record